UGGCCUAUACUUUCCCCCCUUCUCUCUUAUCUUUCCAAUUCUCAAACAUCACAAAUCUCAUUCAUUCACCAACUUCACCAGCAAUAUCACUUUCCAAGAUUGCAAUCAUUUUGAGCCCACUUUUCAUAAUUUCCAUUCAUUAUUCUUCCCCACCUAAACUACUCUGUUUCCUCUGUUUUUUCACAUACAUUAUACUCAUGUAGCUGCAUCAAGAACCUUAAAGACCUAAAAUCUUCACAAGUUGAAAUCUUUCCUGCAAAUCCUCAUCUGGGUUCUCAGAUUCAUCAUUGUUUCAGAUACCCUGUUUCGAAAAUCACUUCUUUUUUCGACAACAUGGAAAAUGAGUAUUUUUUUAAUAAUGGAAUUUCAUCACCACAAAACCAGUUCCAAACUUCACCAACACAAUUGCAGAUGACCAACACCUCUCAAAUUCCAAAUUUUCGAAAGACGACAGAACAAUAUUCUCAAUUCGAGGCAAAUUUGAGCUCAUUAGUAUCUUCCCCUGUAACCAACAACGCAUAUAACACUCCUUUGAAUCAUUUUGUGAAAGAAGAUUUUUCUGUUUCAAGAAGUUCAAUGUACAUGAGCCCUGUUUUGCCAGCAUUGCCAACUGAUCCUGGUUUCGCGGAGAGAGCUGCCAAGUUUUCUUGCUUUGGAAGCAAGAGUUUUAAUGGUAGAACAAGUCAAACUGGACUAAACAAUGCUGAAUUUCAGUACAGAUCUAGUGGAAUUGUUUUGGGAAAUUCAAAACUACCUAGAGUUUCUAGUAGCCCAUCUUUACAAGCCCUUGGAUCUCACAUGGGUAUCCAAGAAAACAAGAAUGCAAGUCAACUUCAGAUGGACAUGAGGCCUAGUGUCAAUGCUUCAGAUUUAGAUACAAAAAUCAGCAAUUUAUCAUGCUCUGGUGCCAAUUCGAAUGAAGAGUCCUCUGUUUCUGCACAAAACACUAGCGUCGAAAAUGUGUUCAGUACUCCGAUGGGAUUAAAUUCAAGAAAAAGAAAGGGAUUUUCGAAAGAAAAAGGCAAGGAAGCUCUUUCAACACAGGGUAAAAAUGCUGCAAAGGAAGCAGGAGGCGACGAGGUUUCAAAUGUGAAUAGAUCAAAGAUGAAAAAGUGCAAUGCCAACAAGAACGACGAUGUUAAACUGAAGGAAGAAAAAGGAGAUUCUUCAGAUGAAGACGAUAAACAAAUUUAUAACGGAAAGAAGCCUCUUGAGCCAUUCAAGGACUACAUUCAUGUCAGGGCAAGAAGGGGUCAAGCCACUGAUAGCCAUAGUUUAGCUGAAAGAGUUCGAAGAGAAAAGAUUAGUAAAAGAAUGAAGACACUUGAAGAUCUCGUCCCAGGUUGUAAUAAGGUGACUGGAAAAGCACUAAUGCUUGACGAAAUCAUAAAUUAUGUACAGUCGUUGCAGCGUCAGGUCGAGUUUCUAUCAAUGAAAUUAGCUACAGUUAAUCCCAGACUAGACAUUAACAUGGGAAGUCUUCUUUCGAAGAAUACUAUCCAACCAAGUGAUACUAUCCCGCAUCAAAGCUACCAGUUCAAUUCUCCGUCCUCUGCGUACUAUAGCCACCACCAGAGCCACCAAAUUCCUCAAGUACAUAAAACACCGGAGCCAAUAGAUCCCGCGUUUAGCAGAAACCCUGGUAUGCAAAUUGAUGGACAUGGAGAAGGUCUUUCUCAGUUUCUUUCAUUUUCUGAAGAUGAUCUGCAGAGCAUUGUUCAAAUGGGCUUUGCCACAAACCAAACACCUCACAUGAAACUUGAGCUCUGAUCAGUGAUCACCAUUCAAUGGUUCUGCAUUCAGAUUCCCUAGAAGGCUUCUGUAUAUACAUAUACAUCAAGAGAUGACCUGCUGAACCCCCCUUAGGACUAAUCUAGAAUAUAUUUUUUUCUAAUUAAUUGAUUCGACUUUUACCAACUAAGCAUUCGGGAAUCAUUUCGGGUACCCGAAAAUUCACCUUGUUUUAUUUCCUGUCAUUUCUCUACUUUGUCAUCUGGUUUGGUGCAGAAAAGUCUAACAGCACCAACUCUAAGAUAUUUAUUUUCUUACACUAAAUCUAUGAAGUUAAACAUGUUACACCAGGUUGAAAAAGUACCAUAA
This is a messenger RNA of Daucus carota subsp. sativus, 2100 nucleotides long. Its product is annotated as transcription factor bHLH62. Gene Ontology annotation, biological process: regulation of DNA-templated transcription. The transcript is spliced from 8 exons. NCBI's taxonomy places the organism in Eukaryota, Viridiplantae, Streptophyta, Magnoliopsida, Apiales, Apiaceae. The coding region runs from base 334 to 1770 and encodes 478 amino acids. Gene Ontology annotation, molecular function: protein dimerization activity; DNA-binding transcription factor activity. The record is from RefSeq and is a predicted model, not a curated record. Gene Ontology annotation, cellular component: nucleus.